GUCUCCUUCACAUAAACUCCAUUUUCAUUGAAAUUAUAGCACACAUACUGUUCAUUGUGCUGUUCGUCUUCCUUCGCAAUGAUCUUCGAGAACAUUGGCAAUAUGCUCCUUUUUCUUAUCUUUGUAUGUUUCUACACCAACACAAUUUUCUCCCUCGCAAAUGACACCAUUUCAGCAAACCAAACACUAUCCGGGAAUCAAACUAUCGUCUCCUCAGGUGGGAACUUCGAGCUAGGGUUCUUCACUCCCAGCAAAUCCUCCAAAUACUACAUAGGCAUAUGGUACAAAAAAAUCCCCGAAAAAACCGUGAUUUGGGUAGCAAACAGGGAAACCCCAAUUUCAGACUCCCCUAAUGCUCAAAUCAAGAUCUCAGGACGAAACCUAGUGUUGCUGAAUGAGUCCAAGGUCGAGAUAUGGUCGACUGCCCUAAACUCAACAGGGCCACAAAUUAACACUGUGUUUGCAGCUCUUCUUGAUGAUGGAAACUUGGUGUUGCGAGAAAACUCAGUUUCUGCCGAAACUCUCUGGGAAAGUUUCGACUACCCAACUCACACAUUUAUGCCCGGGGCAAAGCUUUCCUUUAAUAAAAGAACAGGGAGAUUACAGACUCUGACAUCAUGGAAGAGCUCCGAUGAUCCUGCCCGAGGGCUUUUCUCUCUCGAACCAGUUCCAUACGACAGUCAAUUUGUCAUAAGAUGGAACAAGAACGAGCCCAGUUGGAGCAGUGGAGCUUGGAAUGGUCAUACUUUCAGCGCAGUCCCUGAAAUGAGAUUGAACUACAUCUACAAUUUCAGCUACGUUGAUAACGAGAACGAGAGUUAUUUCACGUAUUCUUUAUACAAUCCAUCCAUCAUGUCCCGAAUGAUCAUCGAUACGUUUGGGCAGAUCAAGCAGUCGACUUGGUCUGGGAAUGCCUGGUCUGUGUUUUGGUUGCAGCCGAGGAAUCCAUGCGAGAGCUGUGCCUACUGCGGAGCAUUUGCUAUUUACAGUAGAAGUUCAUCAGCACAUUGCAAUUGCUUGCCGGGAUUUAAGCCGGAAGCCGACGACAACAAAAGAUGUGUGAGAGAGACUAAUUUGGAAUGCGAAAACGGCGAGACAGUUGGUUCUAAUGGGAGAAGAGAUAAAUUUCUUAUGUACUCCAAUGUGAAGCUUCCUUCUUAUUUCGAAUCAUUGCCGUUGAUCGAAAACAUAGGCGAAUGCGAGGCCGAGUGCCUGAGCAGUUGCGUUUGCAGUGCUUAUUCCUACGACGAAAACGGUUGCUUGGUUUGGUACCGGGAGCUGUUAAAUCUUGUGCAAGUAGAACAAGGAGAUGAUGAUGAUGAUGGAAAAAUCAUCUACAUCAGAUACUCUGCAUAUUCCUCUGUCUUCAAUGGCAGUAAAGAUCAUACCCUUCUUAUUGUUGGUGCUGUUUUAGGUUCUGCUGCCAUUGUCGCGUUAAUUUCCGGGGCUGCAAUAUGGAGACAUCGAAGGCGAAAGCAUGCUAGAGUAAAGAAUGCAGUAGCGGGUUCUUUAGUUGGAUUUUCAUACAAGAACUUACAGCUUGCGACGAAGAACUUCUCGGUUAAGUUGGGAGGUGGAGGUUUCGGAUCAGUCUUCAAAGGAACUCUCCCCGAUUCGACUGUCGUUGCUGUGAAGAAACUCGAAAGCAUCAGCCAAGGAGAGAAGCAGUUUAGAACAGAAGUCAUGACUAUCGGCGCAAUCCACCAUAUGAAUCUUGUUAGGCUUCGCGGGUUCUGCCCCGAGCAAAACGAGAAGCUUUUGGUCUAUGAUUACAUGGAAAAUGGCUCCUUGGACACUCAUCUUUUCAGCAGUAAGGACUCGACAGUUUUGGAUUGGAAAAUUCGGUACCAAAUUGCACUUGGAGUAGCUCGGGGGUUGGCUUAUCUCCAUGACAAGUGCCGAGAAUGCAUAAUUCAUUGCGACGUGAAGCCCGAAAACAUUCUCCUCGACGCGGAUUACUGUCCGAAGGUCGGAGACUUUGGGCUGGCGAAGCUCAUGGGUCGUGAUUUCAGCCGUGUGCUGACGACGAUGAGAGGGACGAGAGGGUACCUUGCACCGGAAUGGAUUUCGGGGGUUCCUACUACGGUGAAAGCUGAUGUUUAUAGCUAUGGUAUGAUGCUGUUUGAACUGGUUUCGGGCAGCCGGAACUCGGAGUACGUAGAAGACAAGAAAUGUACGUACUUCCCUUGCUUGGCUGCAAGAGUGAUCGUUGAAGAGGGUGAUGUUCUGAGCCUUUUGGACCCGCCAUUGAUGAAGGAUGCUGAUGCAGAGGAAGUUUUGAGGAUAUGUAAAGUUGCUUGUUGGUGCAUCCAAGAUGGGGAGAAUGUGAGGCCAUCGAUGGGGCAGAUCGUGCAGAUUCUUGAAGGUGUUAUGGAUGUUUGCUUGCCUCCGAUUCCUCGAUCGCUGCAACUUAUGUUGGCUGCUAAGAAGGAGGAUGAUGUUGUCUUCUUCACUGAUCCCUCUUUCUGCACUAAUUUCAGAUGUUGGAUCCCAGAAGAGCAACAAAUUAGGUUUGGUUGAUCGGAAUCACGAUGAGUUUUCGUGUAUGAUAGUAUGUGUUGUAGCCAAUGUCCUUGUGGGCGUGCUUGUUUGGGGAUUGGAUUAGAUUUAUACUAUUUAUUCAAUUUUUUUUCCCAAAACAUCAAAUCAAACACCUAUUUUUUAUUUUUUAUAUUAUACUAAA
Molecule: messenger RNA, 2683 nt
Organism: Andrographis paniculata
Lineage: Eukaryota; Viridiplantae; Streptophyta; Magnoliopsida; Lamiales; Acanthaceae
Product: G-type lectin S-receptor-like serine/threonine-protein kinase At2g19130
Exons: 1
Coding region: 79-2520 (813 amino acids)
Biological process (GO): recognition of pollen; protein phosphorylation
Molecular function (GO): ATP binding; protein serine/threonine kinase activity
Source: RefSeq, a predicted model, not a curated record